AGUGCUUUCAGUGUCAUCAAACGUACUACUAUAUAGACUAUUUUCUCGCAAAAAAGAGCUCAGGGCGUCCUGUAGCUUUUCUAUUCAGACUAGAUUCGCCGGGCGGAAUAUUUCGCUUCAACAUGCAGACAUAUCAGAUUGGUCCAGCAUCGGGCUCUGCGUUUUCAUUCAAUGAGUACAGCUCAGUAGCCCCAACAUCGAGCCAGCAACAAUUCACGCCGGUAGUACAGGCAGAGUGCAAGUACGAUUCAGGCAGUGCCGGCACAGCGAGCAUACACUAUCCAACGUAUACCAGCCAACUUCAGUUAUCUGGGCAGCAAGCCCCAGCCGUCCAGCCAAGUCACUCCUCUUACUGCUGGUGUUCGUCAACCAAUGCAUGUAGCAAUAGUUGCGCUUACCUCCAGUGUGCCUACGAAGCCAGCGUCGCUCCACUCACCGGUUCCAGUAAUAGCUGUUACAAUAGGCCAAUAAAAUCGUCCAUGCUGUCCUCGCAAUCGCCAAGCUGCUGUAGCGUGGAUAGCCAAAUGUCGUCGCAAAGCUAUUCUCAACCGCCGACUCCACCUGAGGGCAAUAUACAGCAAACUCCAAUUUACACACAGACUGCAUACGAUGGUCUGACGUACAGGUCAAAUACCAAAGCUUCUUGGCAGACCCACCCGAGCGUACGCUACCAGCUUCCACCUACACCUCCGGACUACUCACCAACAUACCCAUCCUGGUCAUCGAACAUGAUCAUCCUCGAUGUGGACAAAUCAGGAAACCGGAAAUGCUCGCGUUGCCAGUGUCCCAAUUGCCUUCUCGAUGGCGGUAACAACAGCCUUGGACCCGACGGAAAACGACAGCAUCUCUGUCACAUUCCCGGAUGCGGCAAAAUCUACGGCAAAACGUCGCACCUGAAGGCACACCUGAGGUGGCACAGCGGCGACAGACCGUAUCUUUGCAGCUGGAUGUACUGCGGCAAGAAGUUCACGCGUAGUGACGAGCUGCAGAGGCACAUGAGGACUCAUACCGGUGAGAAGAGGUUCGUCUGUCCGCACUGCGAGAAGAGAUUCAUGCGCAGUGAUCAUCUCACCAAACACGUCAGAACUCAUGAGAACCCUAAAAGGAAAGGAAUAAAGAGAGUACAGGAGUAA
Messenger RNA from Phymastichus coffea, 1133 nucleotides. Its product is annotated as transcription factor btd-like. Gene Ontology annotation, molecular function: RNA polymerase II cis-regulatory region sequence-specific DNA binding; DNA-binding transcription factor activity, RNA polymerase II-specific. The transcript has 2 exons. The record is from RefSeq and is a predicted model, not a curated record. Bases 123 to 1133 code for a protein of 336 amino acids. Gene Ontology annotation, biological process: regulation of transcription by RNA polymerase II. NCBI's taxonomy places the organism in Eukaryota, Metazoa, Arthropoda, Insecta, Hymenoptera, Eulophidae.